CAUCAGAAAAUUCAUACUGGUGAGAAACUCUAUAAAUGUAGGGAAUGUGGGAAGGCCUUUAUUCAGCUAUCAUCCCUUAUUCGACAUCUAAGAAUUCAUACCGGCGAGAAGCCAUAUGAAUGUAAGGACUGUGAGAAGGUUUUUAGUUGUGGCUCAGAACUUACUCAACAUCAGAGAACUCAUGCUGGUGAGAAGCCCUAUGAGUGUACGGACUGUGGGAAGUCCUUCAGUCACGGUUCACACCUUGUACAACAUAGGAGAAUUCAUACUGGAGAAAAGCCUUAUAAAUGUAAGGAAUGUGGGGAGACUUUUAGACAUAUCUCACAACUUGCUCGACAUCAGAAAAUUCAUACUGGUGAGAAAUCCUAUAAAUGCAGGGAAUGUGGGAAGGCUUUUAUUCAGCUAUUACAUCUUGUUCGAUGUCUAAGAAUUCAUACUGGUGAGAAACCUUAUGAAUGUAAGGAUUGUGAAAAGACUUUUAGUUGUGGCUCAGGAUGUACUCAGCAUCAGAGAACUCAUACUGGUGAGAAACCUUAUGAGUGUAAGGACUGUGGGAAGGCCUUCAGUCAUGGUUCACACCUUGUUCAACAUCAGAGAAUUCAUAGUGGUGAAAACCUUAUAAAUGUAAGGAAUGUGGUGAGGCCUUUAUUCAACAAUCACAUCUUACUCGACAUCAGAGAAUUCAUGCUGGUGAGAAAUGCUGUGUAUGUGAAAAGUGUGGUAAGGCCUUCAUCUGGAGCUCCAAACUUGCUCUCCAUCAGAGACUUCAUAUUGGAGAAAAAAAAAAAAAAAGAUUAUGAAUGUAAGCAGUGUCAAAGGUCUCCCUUGGUGGCUCACAGGUUUUCAACAGAUUAUAUUUAGAGUAAUCCUAUGAAUAUAAGUAAUUUAGAAAAGUUUUUAUUCAGAGCUCCUACUUUACUCAACAUCAGAAAAUGCAUACUGUGAGAAAUACUACGAAUGUGAGAAAUGUGAAAAGGCCGUUAGUCUUAGCUCAAAACUUAAAUAUUACAGAAUUUACAUUGGAGAAAAAAAACAUCUUACGAAUGUAAGCAAUGUGGGAACACCUUUAACCAGAGCUCAAACUUUUGCAUCAGAGAUUGUAUACCAGCCAGAACAGACAAGUGAAGAAUGUGGGAAGGCUGGUAGUUGUUCACCUACUGGCAAGAAUUUUUUUUAAGCUUACUUAUUUUUGAGAGAGAGAAAGAGAGCGAGU
Molecule: messenger RNA, 1213 nt
Organism: Herpailurus yagouaroundi (jaguarundi)
Lineage: Eukaryota; Metazoa; Chordata; Mammalia; Carnivora; Felidae
Product: zinc finger protein 420-like
Exons: 1
Source: RefSeq, a predicted model, not a curated record